CAAAUUCAUCAACACUUGCUCAAACCGCGCCAGUCCGAGUUCGACAGCAUGAGGAACGAGGAUGCGCCAGUCGUGCCGCUUCUUCCUCCACCCAAGGCCGCGACAUGCGUCGUGACUGCAUCGUCGACGUGCCGACGUCCGCUGAGCAAGGCGGCGCUGCGGAAGGAAGCGUCUUACGUGUUCAAGUACCUCCUCUUUGCGCAGGUGACGGUGUACCUUGAGACGGGCACGAUUCCGUGCUUGCUGGACUCGUUCGCUGCUGUGUUCAACAUGAACGCGCGAGAACAAGGCUGGCUUGGUAGUGUCGUGUACAUCUCGCUGUGCGCGGCAUCACCGCUCAGCGCGAUCGCGUACAAGCACGUGGACGCCAAGUACGUCUUGGGGAUCUCGCUCGUGCUCAACAACCUGUGCGUGCUUGGAUUCGCGAUGACUCCGACGGGAUUCGAAAAUAGCUCGAUCGUCCUCAUCACGAUGCGAGCAUUGAUCGGGUUCACACAGUCCUUUCUGUGUGUGUAUACGCCGCUGUGGGUCGACUCGUUCAGUCCGCGCGGGAGUGUCGCCGGGUGGAUGAGCUACCUCCAAGGCAGUGUGCCGCUUGGAGUUAUGUUUGGCUACCUCUUUGGGUCGGUUAGCAACUGGCUCAACACAGACAUGUGCUUGUUCCAGUGCUGGCGAUGGCCGUUUCUGCUUCAGUUUGUUCUGGUCGUGCCGCUCAUGGUCGGGGUCUUCUUUGUCCCGAGUGAGCAUUUAAACAUCAUCAAGUCGGCGCCAAAAACCAAGAAGCUUCCGAUCCAGUCGGCGAUUGCAUCGUCAAGCAACGACGACUUUUCUGGCGACCGCAACGAGACCCAUCCUGUCGUCCUCGAAGAAAUGGUGCUUACACGCCACCUAUCCCACUCGAACUUGAGCGUUUCUUUCCGUGAUGCGGAGCUCAACCCAGCCCAAUUUACAGCGAUCCGGGCGUCGUACAUGACCCCUCGCUUUCGCAUGGACUCGUAUGAUAUCGAAUCGCUCUUUCUCGACGACCAAGACGUCGUCCACCACGUCCACCAUCAUCAUGGCCACCACCACAAUCCAGCAUCCACGACGUCCACCUAUGGGUCUGUCGGAGGCCCCGAGCCACCGGAGCUCUCGACAUUUCGCCAGGAAGAUCGCUUGUCGACGAUUGCCAGCAGCCACGGACGAGAAUCGACCGGCAUCCCAUUCGCCGACAGCACUCGCUCGUCUUUACCUCCUCGACCAUCGAACUCGUGUCCCGAGGUUCAAAGCAGCCAAAGCGCAAACCACCCGUCGCAACCAAAAUCAGCGCCGCCGGUCCUGCCUUCCGUGAAUGAAGUGACCAACUCAUCGUCUUCGAUGGAAGAGGCAAUGUUGUUGCCUGCGUCCACUGUGCCCCACCAACCCCUUCCCGUGCUUCGAUCGUCCUCGCACCGGUCGUGUCGGGGCUUGUCGAGCCAAGUGAGUCACGGAGACGCCGAUGACGACGAGUACGAAGAAGACUUGUACUUGGACGAAGACAUGGGGUUUUUCCAAAGCCUGGGCGUUCUUCUCAUGCGGCCCCUCUUCACAUUGAUCGUGCUGGGCCUGAGCGCAAUUUACUUUGUCGUGACGGGUGUCCAGUUCUGGUCGACAAUUUACCUCGAGCGCAAUUUCGACGCGUCCGUCGUCAUCGUGAAUGGUUUGUUUGUGGUUGUCGCGGGAACUGGGCCGAUUUGGGGCGUGUUUUUUGGAGGCGCUCUGAUUGAUCGUGCAGGAGGGUACAUGGGCCUCCACCAACGCGCCAAGGCCCUCGGAAUCUGCGUUUGUCUCGGCUUUGUCGCGUUUUCUCUCGGUGUUCUCACAACAUUUCUCCCCAACUUGUACCUGACGGCGGCCAGUUUGUGGCUCUUGCUGUUCUUUGGCGGGUCCAUCCUUCCAUCGUGCACUGGCAUCUUUAUCAGUGCCACCCCCGUGCAGCUCCGGUCGUUGGCAUCGUCCGUGUCCGUCAUGGUAUUCAAUUUACUCGGAUAUGCCUUGGCUCCAGCGCUGACCGGGUCGUUCAUGGAAUUGAUCGACAACCACCACGACGACCCGACGAGUUACUGGUUUGGCUGCGACGAAGCGUGCAUGUAUCGCGUCGGGUUUCGAUGUUGCUUGGCAUGGAGUGUCUGGUCAUUGCUGUCGAUGCUCGCAGCAUACAUUGUCGCCAAGCGACAAGCGGCGGCUGCUGGCCCAGCUGCGCACGAAAACGAAAAGUCGCCCGAACCACCCGUUGCCAUGAUGAUGCACUAGGUUUUGUGUCGUCGCAAUAUCCCACCAAGCUCCCGACGACCAACAAAAUAGAUGCAGGACAUGAAAAUAUACCCAGUGUCGCUCUUGGAAACGACGUGGUGCUGACGACAUUCUUGCGUGUGUGGUCGAAGGUUAGCCCAGAGUUGAAUCCCGUGCACAGUGCGGGCUCUUUGCACGCCUGGACGGACACAGAUAUCGAGCAACAC
This is a messenger RNA of Aphanomyces invadans, 2477 nucleotides long. RefSeq lists its product as hypothetical. The transcript is spliced from 7 exons. The coding region runs from base 49 to 2271 and encodes 740 amino acids. Gene Ontology annotation, biological process: transmembrane transport. Gene Ontology annotation, cellular component: membrane. NCBI's taxonomy places the organism in Eukaryota, Oomycota, Saprolegniomycetes, Saprolegniales, Verrucalvaceae. Gene Ontology annotation, molecular function: transmembrane transporter activity. The record is from RefSeq and is a predicted model, not a curated record.